CGUUUUCUGAUUACACUUGUUGGCAUGCUAUAAGUUUAAUUGACUACUACUGAACUUUAUUCUGCAUAAUGGUUAUCAUUGAAUAUGUCUAAACUGUUUAUCUGAAAUGCUCAAAUUUUACCCACAGAUGGCUCCAAAACAGCGUGGGCGCCUGAGGGGUAGCCGUAAGGAUCAGGGCACUCCUCCGAUCCCAGCUGCCAGGCCCCUUUCCCAAGCUGCUUCGCAGGAGGGAGGGACGAGCAAUCCUCAAGUGGCUGCCUUUGUUCAGGAACUUAUGGCAGAGAUAAGACGCCAAGUAUCUCCUGCCACAAGUGUACCACCUCCAUCCCCGGUGGUCUCCACUCCUAUGGCCCCUGCUCCAAUUUCCCUUAUUCCUAUCUCUUCUGCUCUUGCUGUGCCUAGCUGGAAGGUCUAUACAGAAUUCCAGAAGCUGAUGACCAAGGGAUUUGAUGGUACUGCAGGUUUUGAGCAGGUGGGAUUGUGGAUCAUCGAGGUGGAGCGGGGAUUCCGCCUACUGCAUGUUUUUGAUGACCUUAAGGUCAAUGUAGGCAGUUACAUGCUUACUGGGAAGGCAUUAACUUGGUGGGAGAGUUAUCUGAAGCUACACCAAGGAGAGCCUGAAUUGAGCACUUGGGAUGGUUUCAAGAAGGUGUUCAUGCAAGAGUACAUACCGGAUAGCAGAAGGCGUGAACUGCAAAGGGAAUUUGUAGAUUUGAAGCAAGGGUCAGGUAUUGUUGAGCAGUACAAGGAAGAGUUUGACCGCUAUCUGCCUUUUAUGGGUAGCCAAGUUGCCGAUGAGCAAGCCAAGGCCGACAAAUUUUUGUGGGGCUUGAAUUUCGAUAUUUAUUUGGCGUCCUCAGGACAGCACAGCGUUGGGUCAUCCUUGGGGAAGAGAAAAUUCGAUGGGAGCCGUAGGCCCUUUGUCCCUGCACCGCCUAGGCCUGAUAUCAGCAAGGGUUCUAAAGGGCUCGAAGCUACCAAGACUGGGGGCCAGGCAUCCACGGCCCAAUGUGCUCGCCCUACUCCACCUACUUGCCACUUUUGUGGGAAGGUUGGGCACACCCGUGAUCAGUGCCACCUUCUUUCUAGAGCUUGCUUCAAAUGUGGCAAGCAAGGACAUCAGAUUGCAAGUUGUCCGCUGCUAGACCCCAAAACUCAAAGUACUCAAUCUACAUCUCAGCAGGGGUCUACUAAUCAAGGGGCACCGAAACAGAAUGUUGGGGUUAGGAUAAGAGCCCAGCAGGCAAGAGCCCAAGCCCAGCAGGCAAGAGUUCACGUGAUGACCCAUCAGGAAGCUGCGGCUACUGACGUAAUCACGGCUUUGCCUGUUGAUACCUCUGAUUUUGAAUUGCAUGUGGACACCCCUUUAGGAGGGGUGAUGACUACUAGAGAUGUGUGUAGGACUGUGAAUAUUUAUAUUGAUGGUAAACAAUUGGGUGCUAGCCUGUUUGUUUUAGAUAUCUCCGAUUUUGAUAUCAUUUUGAGGAUGGAUUGGUUGUCAAAACAUUUUUCCUCUAUAGACUGUCAUCGAAAAUGGGUAAUUUUUAAUAUCCCUGGUGAGCCAGAAUUUAGUUUCCAAGGCAGUGGUUCUUUUGCUCCACCCAUGCUAAUAUCUGCCUUGCAAGCUCAGAAAUAUCUUGUAAAUGGUUGCCAGGGUUUUCUAGUUUCUGUCACUGAUGCUAGCAGUGUGACAUCGAGACUAGAAGACAUAUCGGUGGUGCGUGAGUUUCCGGAUGUAUUUCCGGAGGAUCUCCCAAGUUUACCUCCGAAUAGGGAGGUUGAAUUUGCUAUUGACCUUGUUCCUAGCACCGGACCUAUUUCUAAAGCACCAUAUCCUCCAAUGUUGUUUGUUAAGAAGAAAGAUGGGAACAUGAGACUAUGCAUUGAUUACCAGGAACUAAAUAAGGUGACUGUGAAGAACCGGUAUCCCCUUCUUAGAAUUGAUGACCUGUUUGACCGCUCAAGGGUGCCCAGAAUUGCUCAGCCAAUGACUCGUCUGAUCAAGAAGGAUGCCAAGUUUGAGUGGACUCCAGAGUGUGAGGAGAGCUUUUUUACCCUGAAGGAGAAGUUGGUCACUGCUCCUGUACUUGCACUUCCAAUCCAUGGGGAAGGAUUCACCAUAUAUAGUGAUGCCUCUAAAAAGGGUUUGGGAUGUGUCUUGAUGCAGAAGGAUAGGGUUAUUGCAUAUGCCUCUCGGCAGUUAAAGCUUUAUGAAGAAAAUUACCCUACCCAUGAUUUGGAGUUGGCAGUUGUAAUAUUUGCACUCAAGAUCUGGAGGCAUUAUCUGUACGGUGAGACUUGUGAGAUUUUCACCAAUCACAAGAGCCUUAAGUAUAUUUUCACUCAAAAGGAGCUUAAUAUGAGGCAGAGGCGAUGGCUUGAACUUUUAAAGGACUACGACUUGACCAUUAGCUACCAUCCAGGCAAAGCUAACAAAGUAGCAGAUGCGUUAAGUAGGAAGUCUUCAGGCACUGCCUCUAACAUCCUUGCCACUCAGAAGGAGUUACUUGAGGAUCUUGUGAAACUGGAUGUGGAGUUGAGAAUGGACAGCACUAUAGCUUAUCUAGCCACUCUCAGUGCACAACCAGCAUUAAUAGAUAGAAUUAAACUUGCCCAGCAGAAAGAUCCUUUCUUGCAAAGGAUGAAGAAAAAGCUGUGUGUACCAAGAGAUCAUGCUUUAAGGCGUGAAAUUAUGGGAGAUGCCCAUUAUACUAGCUAUACAAUUCACCCAGGUAAUGAUUCCAUUUGGGUCAUCAUUGAUCGAUUGACCAAAUCAGCUCACUUCUCACCUUAUCGAACUGGCACCUCCAUUAAGAAGCUUGCCAAUAUGUAUAUGAAUGAAGUAGUCAAGCUGCAUGGAGUUCCUGUGUCUAUUGUGUCAGAUAAAGAUACCAGAUUUUUAUCUCAUUUCUGGACAAGCUUGCAACAGGCACUUGGUACUCAAUUAAAUUUCAGCACGGCCUUUCAUCCUCAAACUGAUGGGCAAUCUGAGAGAACUAUCCAGAUGCUUGAGGACAUGUUGAGGGCUUGUGUUCUAGAUUGGAAAGGUUCGUGGGAUCAACACUUAUCCAUGGCUGAGUUCGCAUAUAAUAACAGUUAUCAAUCCAGUAUCCGCAUGGCACCGUUUGAGGCGUUGUAUGGUCGAAGGUGUAGAUCACCUGUUUGUUGGAUGGAGGUGGGCGAAAGGAGUAUUUUAGGCCCAGAAUUGGUGCAACAAUCUUCUGAGAUUGUGCAGUUGAUCAAGGAACGCCUUCGUGCUGCACAAAGCAGGCAGAAAAGCUAUGCGGAUAGAAGGAGAUGAGACCUCGAGUUUGAAGUUGGUGACCAUGUAUUUUUGAAGGUGUCACCCACUCGAGGUGUCCUCAGGUUUGGCAUCCGAGGAAAAUUGAGUCUGAGGUAUAUUGGACCAUAUCCUAUCUUGGAAAGGAUUGGCUAAGUAGCUUAUAGAUUGGAGUUGCCUGGAAAUCUAGUAGGUGUUCAUGAUGUGUUUCAUGGGUCCUUAGUUCGGAAGUAUGUUUCCGACCCGAGUCACAUCAUUA
Messenger RNA from Rubroshorea leprosula, 3539 nucleotides. The record is from the annotation of a GenBank genome assembly. Lineage: Eukaryota; Viridiplantae; Streptophyta; Magnoliopsida; Malvales; Dipterocarpaceae.